AUGCUCCCGCUAAAGCUGGUACGCUCUCUAGUCUUUGGAGAAACCAUCAACAACAACCCUCUCCUUCUCCCCCAAAAUCAACAUGACGAAGAUCCCCACCACAACAAUGACGAUGGCUACGAUGCUGACUCUAAUGCCAAAGAUGGUCAUCACAAACCAACAGAAGGAAGAAGCAAAACCAGCAAAUCGAGAACCCCAUUUCUCCUCUUCCUCCCAACCAAAGAGCUUGUCGCAGACACAUACAGACUGGCCACCAUAGCCAGAGACAUGGGCAUGGAUUUGCACCCAACCCCAUCUCUCUCCCACAUCAUUCUCUCAUACCCACCACCGCCAUCAUCAUCGUCAUCAUCUCCAUCUUCAACAUCACCAUCAACAUAUUCAUGGUCAUCGUCAUCACUCUCAUCAACAUCUUUGCCCGACGACACUGUUCCCCUCCCUUUCCCUUCUCUCUCCACAGCCUCCAUUUCCCAUCUUCGCGCCUUUGUCAAGCUCUCCAAAGGCCUGUUCAAGCUGGUAUUUGUGCGCUCCAAUUGUAAAGCCACUGAGGCAACUAGUGAAAGCAAUUGGAAUUGCUCAUCAAUGUCGCUGUUUUCGCGGCUCACCGGAGACCGAAUUGACACAAUGGAAGGGUUUUCUCGGGCUUUGGCCGGACUGGGGUGGACCCUUUUCAAGACUAAAGAAAACCCAUCAGCGGAUUCGGGCCAUAGGCGAGUUUGCGGUGGCAAAUCGGUGUAUCUGUUUCGGAAGGUCGAUACAAACAGGGUUAGGGCUUGCACUGCUGGGGAAUGUAGGGUUCGGGAGUUGAGGUUGCCCCCAUUGGAUUUUAGUAAUGCCCCUUUGAGGAUUUUGCAAUACAUUCUCCUUAUGACGGAUGAUCUCUUCUAUCUCGCAUAA
Molecule: messenger RNA, 894 nt
Organism: Prunus armeniaca (apricot)
Lineage: Eukaryota; Viridiplantae; Streptophyta; Magnoliopsida; Rosales; Rosaceae
Source: the annotation of a GenBank genome assembly